Molecule: messenger RNA, 2202 nt
Organism: Fusarium vanettenii 77-13-4
Lineage: Eukaryota; Fungi; Ascomycota; Sordariomycetes; Hypocreales; Nectriaceae
Exons: 3
Coding region: 1-2202 (733 amino acids)
Biological process (GO): telomere maintenance via telomere lengthening; regulation of DNA-templated transcription
Cellular component (GO): shelterin complex
Molecular function (GO): telomeric repeat DNA binding
Source: RefSeq, a predicted model, not a curated record
AUGGGCACAACAUACAAUGGCGUCAACGGCGCCCAGGGAGGGAAUAUUUUUAAAGAUGUCAAGUUCUGGGUGGCUCAGCGGGUGCCCUUGAGAUCAACCUGGAUUGACUACAUCAAGGAAAACGGAGGUUCAGUGGUACCUCUAGAGAAGCAUGCGGACAUGCUAAUAGCGGACCACAAGAGACUGGAUGCGCCCCCAGGGGCAUAUUCAUGGAAAUUUAUCGAGGACUCAGUUCGUAACGGCAUUAUCCAGAUCAAGGACAAAUACCGUAUCGGACCUGAUCCAGAUCUCCCAAGACCAGUUGGCGCAAAGCAUGGUGCCAAAACUACCCGUACUCCUUUCACCAAGGAUGAUGAUGCAAACCUCGCAAAAUGGGUGCUCUCUCGAAGAUCUCAGCAGCAGCAAGGAAAUGCCAUUUACCAGGAAUACGAGGCGAUUAACCCUCGACAUACAUGGCAAUCAUGGCGCGACCGGUUUGUCAAGAGGCUUCAACCACGCGGGAUGGCAGCAUUGGAAAGGUUGGCAGCUGAGGCGCCAGAGGCCGAUGUGAGCGAGCCAGCAGCGCCACCUGAACCAUCACCGCGUGCUGCUCCUGAAGAAAGGCAAACUGUCCAGCAACCUGAACCGCAGGCUGCUCGGGUGCCCGCUGAACCUCAAGGUGCCAGGCAGUCUGAACCACAGAGCAUCCAACGGCCCAGAACACAACCUGACACGGUCCCCGAGAGCGCGCCAGAGAGAUCACAGAGCCAGACGCGACCGGCUUCUGUCGUUUCACAAGACGAUCCUAAAAGGCAGCUCUUCUACGAGGAUCUCAACGACUUCAAGACGGCUUCCAAAGCUGAUAUUAAGGAACGGCUGAACAUUAACGGAAGGACCAUCGACUUGUUUGACCUGGCAAUGGCGAUCGAUGACUCCCAGGUAGAUAGUCAGAUGUAUGACUGGUACGGUGUUGCUGAAAGACUAGGAUUUGAUGAUCCAGACGAGGACACGGCCACACAGUUGCAAGUAUGUUUUGACGAGCACCUAAGCGAGUUUGUCGCUGCAGUGGCGUCUUUCGACGAAGACAACGUGGAGCCAGAGGCUGAAGGUCCCGAAGAAGACCCCUUUGAGCAAGAUGUGCCUGAACAGGCCAGCUCUCAGUGGCCUGCGAGUUAUGUGCCCUCUUCACCUCCUGUUGUCAUUGGAAGGAAGCGUUCUGCUGGUCAGCGGCAGCUGUCAACUGGUCAUGGGACGAAAAGGCCGCGGUACGACAAGGACAUGGUUAUACCAUCAACUCCAGACGCUGACCUGGAUGCUGAGCUGCCUGCUGUGGAGCACUCGCCGAGUGCUCGCAAGAGCUCCCAGUGGCGGGGCUAUAUCGACGAGAGUGAAGCCUCACAGCAUCUUCCACCUCUUCCUCCUUUGCAAGCGGAAUCUCAAGACCUUGGUACAGGUCAAUCGCCAACAACAGAGCCCAGACGCCAAUCACUCGCUGCCACUCAAGAGUAUCGGCAUGGAGAAUUGGAUCCCACACCAAUCCCCUUUUCUCUCAAACAGCCCCGCGAGCAGAGGGUAUCUGCCGGCCGACAAGCAGCACGAGUUGAGCCUCGAAGACCAAGCCGUGAAAGCAGUUCGAGAAACGGUGUUUCUAGACAACCUCCUGAACCAGCUAUUCCAGCAGCAAGGCCGAGACCAACGGCCCAGCCAGCCUCCCGACGUUCUUUACCUACAUCUUUCACCUCCUCACACUCCGCUUCAAGACAAACAACUACUGCGCCUCCGAGAACCGAAACCACCCCAAGAAACAAUCCGCCCCCAAGAACCAACCAAACAGACUCCACCGAUGCCAACCGUCGGGAAAUCCAGAAGUGGACAACAUACUACGAAAACCGCGGAUUUCCGCGUGACAUCGUUGUAGAAGCCUUGAAGCGGACGACGCUCACUCCUGGAACCCUGGCACUCCAGGUCAUGGAGUCUCUCCAGGCUGGCCGCGGGGUACCUUCUCGUCACGAAGGCAUCUGGACGGAUCGCGACGACGACGACCUGGCAUUUGUGUCGAUGGUGGAUUUCACCCAGUCGCCGACCAGCACGAGCGAGGAGAUGCAACAGCAGCGUGCUCAAAAGGCUCAUAAUCGUCUCAUCAAGAAGCACACGUUUCAAAGGUUUGAACUGAGGAAAGCGUUUCUUCGUGCCCAGGCGAACCAAGGUCACUCGAAGGAAUAG